Molecule: messenger RNA, 687 nt
Organism: Moesziomyces antarcticus
Lineage: Eukaryota; Fungi; Basidiomycota; Ustilaginomycetes; Ustilaginales; Ustilaginaceae
Exons: 2
Coding region: 1-687 (228 amino acids)
Biological process (GO): snoRNA guided rRNA pseudouridine synthesis; ribosome biogenesis
Cellular component (GO): box H/ACA snoRNP complex
Molecular function (GO): box H/ACA snoRNA binding
Source: RefSeq, a predicted model, not a curated record
AUGUCGUUCCGUGGAGGCGGACGUGGAGGAGGUGACCGCGGUGGCCGCGGCGGCUUCUCGUCUCGUGGUGGCCGAGGCGGCUUCGGUGGCGGAGGACGCGGCGGUUACGCCAACGCCGGUCCCCCCGAGACAGUACAGCCCAUGGGCUCCUUCUUGCAUGCCGUCGAGGGCGAGAUGCUCUGCCAGUCCACCGACGCAAAGCACGUUCCCUACUUUAACGCACCCAUCUACCUCGAGAACAAGUCGCAGAUCGGCAAGGUCGAUGAGAUUCUUGGACCCAUCAACGAGGUCUACUUUACCGUCAAGAUGGACCCUGGCAUGGUGGCCACUUCUUUCAAGCCAGAAGACAAGGUGUUCAUUUCGGGCGAGAAGCUGUUGCCCAUCGAGCGAUUCCUGCCCAAGCCGAAAUCGUUGACAAAGGCGCCCAAGAAGAAGGGCGGUGCACGAGGUGGAGCGGCUUUCGGCGCACGGGGCCGCGGCGCACCAAGAGGCCGUGGCGGUUUCGGCGGUGGACGCGGUGGUGGAUUCUCGGGUGGCCGCGGCGGCGGCUUCGGCGGCGCUCGUGGCGGUGGCCGUGGUGGUGGAUUCAGCGGUGGACGUGGCGGUGGAUUCUCGGGCGGCCGUGGUGGCGCUGGUGGCCGAGGCGGUGGAUUCGGCGGCCGUGGCCGUGGUCGCGGCGGCUACUAA